AUGGGCAGUGACAGUGGAGACAACGGCAAUCAAAAUGGCAGUGACGAUGGCGGCAGUGGUGAUCAAUGGAGCUGCUGCAAUGACGAUCAGACCUUGUUCAUUCUGCUGUACAUUGCGUUUAUUGCACUCGCGAUGAUUACCUGGAAGACUCUGAUUGCCAAACCGAUGCGUCUGAUGUCGACCUUUCUGCACGAAAUGAGCCAUGCCUGUGCCUGUUGGUUCACUGGAGGCGACGUGUACAACAUUGAAGUCUAUGACAAUGAAGGUGGUGUCACGCGCUAUGCCGGUGGAUGCCGCAGCCUGAUCAUUCCCGCCGGCUAUUGUGGCGUCAGUGUUUGGAGCAUGAUUUUCGUGAUAUUAUCUGGUGGAAGACGAACUGCCACGGUGGCAGCCAGUGUUUUGACCGGAGCUCUCCUGUUGGCACUCUGCUACUCGCCCAAUAAGACUUUGGUCUACAUUUCCUUGGCUUAUGCCUUGAUCAACUGCAUCUGCAUUUACAUUGAGUGGUGGGUAUAUACCCCCUUACUCCAAUUUCUCAUUUUGUUUUAUGGGGUCUGUGUUGGGAUCUUCGCCAUUGCAGACAUUUCAGAUGACACCAUUUUCCGAACAAUAGAACACUCGGAUGCAUAUGCAUGCUACAAGGAGGUGUGGCCCUGCUGCCUUCCAAAAUGCAUUGGCAUACAGUGGGCUAUAUUUGCUAUAUGCUGUCAACUGCUUGGCAUCUGGAUUGCAUUGGCUGAAAUGUCAGAUGAAUGCCAAGACAGCACUUGGUGGGGGUGCUUGGCCGACGGCGAUGGCGUCGAUUGGGGGGACCACGAAUGGGAUUUUGAAGGAUUCUGGGAGCAAGCAAGCCAAAACAUGGAAUGGGGCGGCGGUGAUGGUGGCAACUAG
Messenger RNA from Seminavis robusta, 891 nucleotides. The record is from the annotation of a GenBank genome assembly. Lineage: Eukaryota; Bacillariophyta; Bacillariophyceae; Naviculales; Naviculaceae.